GAGGAAACAAGAUCUUGAGCUGAGCACGAACAUCCCAGCAACUUCAUUGACUUUAAAAGUAUAUUCUGGAGUCUUCUGUGGUUCACUAUUCCAGCUCUACAGAGGUUCCUUAUAUUUCAUGGCAGGAGGAGUGGAUAAACUUAGGAAUAGUGAAGACAACAAGAAAUUAAUCCAGAGCUUUCCUCAUAGCUCAGAACCUGUCCUCAGUAAGAAUGUCGGAUAGGGUUGACUGGUUACAAAGCCAAACUGGAGUUUGCAAAGUUGAUGUCUAUUCCCCCGGAGAUGACCUACCCCAGGACUGGAAAAUGGAAGACUCACAUGAUCCCAUCAGGGUGCUCAGCUGGCUCCGCAGAGACCUGGAGAAAAGCACAGCAGAGUUCCAAGAUGUUAGAUUCAAGCCUGGAGAAGCAUCAUUAGGUGGGGAAAUGGUCCACUCAGGAGACCCACACAAAAGUUUCUGUGUGGACUAUUAUAACACCACCAGCAAGGGCAGUCCAGGGAGAUUGCAUUUUGAGAUGAGUCACAGAGAGAACCCUUGUCAGGGCCCCAGUGCCCACGCUGGUAACAGGAGCUCAGUAGACGAAGUUUCCUUCUACGCCAAUCGCCUCACAAAUCUCGUCAUAGCCAUGGCCCGCAAGGAGAUCAACGAGAGGAUUGACGGCUCUGAGAGCAAAUGCAUCCAUCAGUCAGUGUACGUGGGGGAUAAGCCCGCACCCAAAAAAAGCCUGAGCAAGGUGGCAUCAGAGCUGGUGAACGAGACUGUCUCUGCCUGUUCCAGAAACUCCACCUCGGAUAAGGCUCCUGGCUCCUCUGACAGAGCCUCAGGAACAUCACAGAGCCCCGUGAAUUUAAAAUACAAAAGUGCUUUGAAGAUCAAGGACAGCACCAAGGAAAGCAGGGGUCCAGACGACAAGCCUUCUUCUAAGAAGUCUUUCUUCUAUAAGGAAGUGUUUGAAUCUUGUAACGCAAGUGAUGCCACAGAGGGCAGAAGGUCCUUACCCGCAGAGGGAGAGAUGUUGAGAGAGCAGGAAAAGCCCAAUGACUUCACAGCUUCUGUCAGUCAAGGGAUCAUCACCUAUGCUAACAGUGUGGUGUCUGAUAUGAUGGUCUCCAUCAUGAAGACACUGAAGAUCCAAGUGAAGGACACGACCAUUGCCACCAUCCUGCUAAAGAAGGUCCUGAUCAAGCACGCGGAAGAGGUGGUCUCAGAUCUCAUCGACUCCUUCAUGAAGAACCUCCACGACGUCACAGGGGCCCUCAUGACUGAUACGGACUUUGUCUCGGCCGUGAAAAGAAGUCUCUUCGUUCAUGGAAGCCAGAAGGCCACAGAUAUCAUGGAUGCCAUGCUGAGUAAACUCUACUCAGUGAUAUUUGCCAAGAAACCUCCUGAGACUGUCAGGGAAACCAAGGACAAGUCUGAGAGUUAUUCCCUCAUGUCCGUGAAAGGAACGAGUGACCCUAAAAACCGAAACGUCAGCUUUGCAUCCAUGAAAUCUGAAGGUAAAUUGAGGGAAAAAAUAGGCUCUCCUGCACCCAAACCCGAGAAGGAGAAGACUUGUGUUGAAACUCUGGGGGAGCACAUCAUCCAAGAGGGCCUGUCCCUGUGGCAUAAAAACCAGCAGAAAGAAGGAAAAUCCCCAGACCUCCAGUGUGCACCGCUUGCAGCUUCCAACAAACAGCAUAAACCUGCGCCAGACUCUCCCUCGGGAGUUCCUCUCGAUCCUAGCAACCUCAGUCCCUCUACGCAUCACCCAGAGAAACUGGAGAAUUUUAUGCAUGACUCUGAGUCCUGGGCCAGGGACCUGAUCGUAUCCGCCUUACUUCUGAUUCAGUACCACCUGGCCCAGGGGGGAAGCAUGGAUGCACAGAGUCUCCUUAAAGCUGCUGGUGGCACCAACUUGCAGGCCAACAGCAAGUCCCCUGCAGUUUCUGAUGAGUCCGGCCUUAGGUCUCCUCAUAUGGGGGUUGACCAAGAAGCAGCAGAAAAGAAGGAUCUAAUGAGCGUUUUCUUCAACUUCAUCCGGAACUUACUCGGUGAGACCAUUUUCAAGAGCGACCGUAGCUCUGAACCCAAGCCGACUAAGGAAGAAGACAGUCCCCAGUGUGAAAGACCUGUAAGUCCUUCUCCCAUCAAACUAAAUGAAGGCGAUGAGGCUGGAGGUACUUUUGCUGGGCUGACCAAGAAGGUUGCUAACCAGCUAGAUGACCACAUGAACAAGCAAAUGGUAGAACAUCUGAUGGACUCAGUGAUGAAGUUGUGUCUCAUUAUUGCCAAGUCCUGUGACUCUCCAUUGGCAGAAGUAGAAAGUAAUAAGUCUGGGGACACCAACAGGCCAACUUCAUCCUCCCCAGAUAGUCUACAUGAGUGUUUGCCGACCAAGGGCACAGGGGCAGCAGAGAUCCUCCUGAAGAAUGCUUAUGAAGCUAUCUACAACGAAUUGAGAGGCAUAUCAGCACCGCUCCCCGAAGGGUCUGCAGCACCCAAAGUGAUUGUCAGCAGUCACAACCUAGCCGAUACGGUUCAGAACAAGCAACUCCAAGCCGUUCUUCAAUGGGUGGCCGCCUCUGAGCUCAAUGUCCCCGUGUUGUACUUUGCUGGUUAUGAUGAAGGAAUCCAGGAGAAGCUACUUCAGCUCUCGGCAGCCGCCAUGGAAAAAGGGCGCAGCGUAGGUGAGGUUCUGCAGUCGGUGCUGCGCUAUGAGAAGGAACGACAGCUGCACGAGGCGGCGGGCAACGUCACGCGGCUGCAGCUGCUGGACUGGCUGAUGGUGAACCUGUGAUGGGGCCGCUGCCCUCCCCUCUUCCCGCGCUGGGCCCGGCCCUCGUCCCCUCCCUGCCUUCUCACCUCCGCAGCCCCCGCCUCCGUAUCAUCACAGAGCCCCAGCGUCACCUUCAUACCACUCACAUCCAAGACACGUCAUCUUGUGCUAGUCCCUGGAUUUCGCAUUUUCCUGUCCAUGUGAGCAAGGACAAAAAAAAAAAAAAAAAAAAAAAAAAAAUGGCUUCGGGUAUUUUGUUUCCUUGGCAUCCAAUGGGACGGUAAGGUGAAGCAAUCUCAGCAAGGAAGAAAGAACCCGAUGGCUAAUAGCAGAAGAAAACUACUGCCGGCCUGAGAGACCCCAGCAGACGCCGUUUGGCCUGUUGUCUCUGGAUCCCCCCGUCAGUGCCUUGCGGCUCCCCUGCGUUCAAGUGGUCCCUAAAAAUAAGCCACAAUUCAUCAAGCGUCAUUUCAGCCCUUUAUAACCUUGUAAGUAUUUUUCAGUAUCCAAUCUAAAUCCUCCUAAUUAGGCUACCAGGACUUGGCUCCUUGUCCUGUCUCCGCAGCACAACUGUCCACCUCAGCUCUAUCCGUGGUUGCAGACAGUCGGUGACAAAAAAGGUCCAGAACACCUGAGUUCUGUUGCCAGUUCUGAACCUUUCUGGCUGUAGGACCUGGGACGAGUCACCUCUUCUGACACUGCUCUGACUUAAUGUCCAUGUCACCCCACUUUAGAAGCAUUUUCUGAAGUUUACAUUCUCCAGCUAUUUUUUAUUCUCCAUCCUUCCUUUUAGACACUUCCUCCUCCUCUGGUUUCUAGUUUCCCUAUUUUUCUACGUCUCUCAGGGGCUCUACUCGACUUUGUCAACCGCUUACAUGUUUGUCUUUCCCAGGACUUUCUCGUGACCCUCUGCUACUCUCUACCAUCUUCCCUAGGUGAUCUCAUCCAAACCCAUAGCUUCAAUUACCUGGUGUCUCCCUUCAUGGACAGUUACACACUGAUUAAAAUGAAAACUACGAAGCCAUGUACGAUGUUUAUGAUGUUAUGAUCUUGAGUGCCUUGUACACAGUUAUCUGUACUAUAAUUACAACCAUAUACAGACUGAGUUCGUGUAGGUAAAGACUAGAAGGGCAGGUGGUGGGUGAGUGGAUACAUCCUGUAGUUUGCUCGUCUUCCGUCCUUCGGGAGAGCUGUUGUGUCCUACUCCACGUGGUCCUGGAGAAGCAUCAGUCAUGGCACUGCCACCACACCACACCACACUGUGGGCUUGUGACCCAGGCUGGCCAAUCAGAGGACCCCAAUAUCUCAGACACGGUGAUGAGUUCAAGUCCGACCAAUCACCUCUGAGACUUUCCCACCAGCAGGAAGACUGCAUCUUCUGACUGGCCGAGAGUGGUCACCUUAACUUCUGGGCAGAGCUUGUCUUCAGAGUGAAGUUAACCAUAAAAAGAAGCAAGACUAAUGCGGGAGAGGGAGUCUGAGCUCCAUGAUCUUGUCUGAACUCCUAGAUCUUGCUGUAUCUACACUUAGCCCUCCUGAUU
Molecule: messenger RNA, 4300 nt
Organism: Aethalodelphis obliquidens (Pacific white-sided dolphin)
Lineage: Eukaryota; Metazoa; Chordata; Mammalia; Artiodactyla; Delphinidae
Gene: AKAP3
Product: A-kinase anchoring protein 3
Exons: 5
Coding region: 213-2780 (855 amino acids)
Biological process (GO): intracellular protein localization
Cellular component (GO): sperm principal piece; cytoplasm
Molecular function (GO): protein kinase A binding
Source: RefSeq, a predicted model, not a curated record